UUAUUCACACUGUAAACGACACAGAUUAACUGUCUUGGGUUAGUUAUAUAUUAUCUUUGAUGUAGUUUGCCGUAAUGGCUGCUUCAUUGGUUAGGUGGUUGAGGGAAUUGUACGUUUUCUUUUUGACAUAUCUGCUAUCCGUCUCGGCUUUCUUGAAUCUGGAGGAAUUAAACGAGAUGAAAUAUGGGAUCCAGAUUCUUCCCGAUCCUGUCAUUAUGGGGCAGGCUAAGACAGAAGAAAUCAUGCUUGUGUCCAGCAAAUACAAGCAGAUGUAUGAAUGCCGCCUUCCAGCCCAGGCAGUGAGGUUUCACCAGGACCCAGCCUCUGAGCCUGACUCCCAAGGCUACACCGGACCAAGCAUCCCAGACCUGCUCAAGCCCAUGCACACUGCCCCUUGCCUAGUGAAGACGAAAGACUGGUGGACAUACGAGUUCUGCUAUGGACAACACAUUAGACAGUACCACCUUGAGGACACAGACAUCAAAGGGGAUGUUCUCUUCCUGGGUUACUAUGAUUCAGAGUUUGACUGGAACAAUGAAACAGCCAAGGCCUCCAAGCAGCACAGGUUGAAGCGCUACCACAGUCAGAGCUACGUCAACGGCUCCAAGUGUGACCUGAACGGGAGCCCCAGGGAGACUGAAGUCAGGUUUGUGUGUGAGGAGGGGUCGGGUGACUACGUGGCCCGUGUGGACGAGCCCCAGUCCUGUCGCUACGUGCUGACGGUCCACACUACCAGCACCUGCCAGCACCCCUUCCUGCGUCCGCCCUCCACCGCCAAGCCCCAGAGCAUUGUGUGCCAGCCGGCCCUCAGCACCCAGCAAUACAUGGACUAUGUCAAGGCCCAAGUCUCGGACACGAAACGUAAAGUGGAGCAGAUCUCAGAGGAGCUGAAGACUCUUGAUGAAAUUUUGGCCGGUGACGAGGGGACAGAUGGCACAGUGGAUGAGGGGACAGACGAGGAGUCAGCGAUGUCAAAAGAUGACCCAGAUGUCCUGGGGUCAGACACAGAAGAUGAAGGUGUUACCUCUGAACAGCCAGAGGAUUCUGAUUUCUGGGAGGGAGUGACAAAUCCAGGGGGUACCACAGCAUCUGACACCACUUCAGAGCAUCAGGCUGGAGAGGAUGCCUUUGAUAAUCAGCUCACAGACAAUGAGGUCACAGAGGAUGCUUUUGGAGAUGAAAAAUUCAACUUCAAGAUCAUCACAGACCCUGCAGACCUGAUGAAAUUUGUGCAGCAUCUAAAAGAGAGCAACAGAAAGAAAGAACAAAAUGAAGCCGAAAGAGAGGCACUGAGAAAGAAGGAGAAAGAGAGAGGUGGCGGCGAGGAUGAGGAAGGGGAUGAAGAAGAGCGUUUCCUGCUGCAGGAGUUUGAAGAGGAGAUAGCUGGCCUCUCGGUGCCCUCUGUCAACAUCGAGGAGAUGAAAGAGGAAAUGCAAAAGGAGUUUGAUAACAUCAUAGACGAGGCUCAGCAGGAGCUGGACACAGAGGGUCUGAAGGGGGAGUUUGACCGCACUCAGGCCACCCAGACCCUGGAGACUACUCUGGACAAGCUGCUGGACCGCCUAGAGGACAAAGAGGCCGGGGACACCGAGGCAGAGCACCAGACAGAGGGAGGCCAGAGGGCCAACGACCCAGCCAGGGGCAGCCCCAGCCUGGCCCCGCGACAGCCAGACCAAGAGGCUGACGACCAUGUUAAAAUCAGAGUUACUAAGUAUAAGACGAGCGGCAGCCCCGAUGGGGAGGUCAAAGUUCAGGAGAUGGGAGAAGGCGACCUCCAGUGGCAGCAUAUUAAGGACAUGGUUAAAGAACAGCUAGAGAAGGCAGGACUGAAGGCCGAAGGUAAAAUUGAGGUGAAGAUUUUAACACGAAGGACAGCUGGGGAGGCUGGGGACCAGUGGCUGACUGAAGAAGAUACUAAGUCAUUCAGAGAGCUGCUCAUCAACCUAUUGACAGGGGGAACAGAGGAGGUUUACAAGGAGCAAAAAAGACAUCAGGAGUUGGAAAACAACUACAGAUUUGUAUGGGGAGAUAGACAGCAAGAGGCCCAGUCCACCAGUACUGCACCGGACUCAGACGAUGUGGAGUUAUGAGCUCUGGGGAGACGUUUCCUCACAUCGUGGGAACCAAGCACCUGUGGAGGCUAGGAGCGGGGAGUGUCCCUCUCCCCUGUCAGACCUCUGAACUCACUGCUAAGUCUCAGCCGCCCCUUGGGCCCCACUGGUAACACCAGUGUCCAUAAAUGCACCUGUUCCCACACUUAGAAAUGUGUUAUGUCCCUAUCCGGCACCCUUAUGUACCUUGCACAAACCAAUCCAAAUGUCUCAGCUGUGGUAGUGUAAUGGUGUCAGGUUUUGUUUUCUCUCUUUAGUGGGAGGCCAAUGUGAUGGCUGAAAAGGGGUGUAAUUUCAAUGUCUGUAACUAUGUUGGGUUGAGAGGAGGGUGGAAAAACACCAUGGACUGGACAAUUUGCACCUGUGAAAAUGUAUCUAAGGCUUGGACUGAAUGAGGUUUAACUUUACAUUUCUACAGAGCUAUGAUGCCCUCUCCUUGUGUAUCCACACAGCAGUGCUUAUAACUACACCUCUGUGUUUGUCUGCUGCUCUACAGUGUGAGGAAAUCACCUCCAUGAGUGAUGCAAUGUAGGAAUUGACCUCGUAUUUACACUUGGCUUCACAAAAUAAUAUAGUAUGUUUGCAAAAGGAGGGUUCGGUUCACUAGUUAUCUUGUUUAGAAAUUCUACAUUGUUUAAAAAGAAUGCAGGUUCGGAAACCUGAAAAAGAGUGAGCACCCCCAUGCUAUUGUGGUUUGGAGGUUGAACCACAGUUUGAAUAUUUAAAUCAGAACCCGUGUAAUUUAGUGAAGCUUUUACAACUCUUUAAUUUAAUUGUUCAUUGUGGAAUUGACAUGCUUGAUGAAACAUUCAUCGUACUCCAUAUGCAUUUUGUAGCACUUUAAAAGUUGAGAAAUGGUUCUGGAAAGUUGGACAUUUUGAUAACUGUCACGAAUGUUCAAAACCGUUAUUUGAAGUUUCAGAUUUUUUUGGUUUGAUGCUAUGUACAGCAAACCAAAAAAUACUAAACCUAUUUUCAUUUGAGAAGUUAUUUCUCAGAAAUAGUGAUUGGAGCGCAGCUGUUCUUGUCAAAAAAAAUGGCGAGCAUACAUUUUACGUAUAGGUUGUCCUGGGGAUCAAACCCACAACCCCGGCGUUACAAGCGCCAUGCUCAACCAACUGAGCUAGAAAAGGCUUAAUGUGUAUAUAUUGUGAAUAAUUGUAGCACCUUCAAAUCUGUAAAUAAUUUAGCUUGAACGUGAGGGGAUAAUUUUGAUAUUGAGUUAAUACCAUUAUAAGCACACUUCCUUGUUGAGGGGUGUUAUUGAGUGAAGAUGUCAAACAGAUCCAAUGUUACAUUUUUAAUUCACCAGAUGAACACCCUCCCUAAAAGUCAAUGAGCUGCCUUGUAAAAUCUUUGUAUACUCAUACCUUGCAAAUUUAAAAUAAAGACCAUUAGAAAAUA
Molecule: messenger RNA, 3515 nt
Organism: Coregonus clupeaformis (lake whitefish)
Lineage: Eukaryota; Metazoa; Chordata; Actinopteri; Salmoniformes; Salmonidae
Product: protein OS-9
Exons: 15
Coding region: 75-2090 (671 amino acids)
Biological process (GO): endoplasmic reticulum unfolded protein response; retrograde protein transport, ER to cytosol
Cellular component (GO): endoplasmic reticulum lumen
Source: RefSeq, a predicted model, not a curated record